Molecule: messenger RNA, 447 nt
Organism: Notothenia coriiceps (black rockcod)
Lineage: Eukaryota; Metazoa; Chordata; Actinopteri; Perciformes; Nototheniidae
Product: isocitrate dehydrogenase [NAD] subunit gamma 1, mitochondrial-like
Exons: 6
Coding region: 1-447 (148 amino acids)
Biological process (GO): isocitrate metabolic process; tricarboxylic acid cycle
Cellular component (GO): mitochondrion
Source: RefSeq, a predicted model, not a curated record
AUGACGGCUGUGGCCGUCAUGGGACGAUGGCGACAUUGUUAUAGAUUAGACUUUUUAUACGUUUUAACUAAUACAUAUUUUCUGCCUCUAACUAACUUCUAUCUGUAUUCACAGGUUUAUGGUGCGGCAACAUGUACUCAGAGACACAAGUCCUCUUACACUGCCAUACCUCCACCGGCGCGGUAUGGAGGCCGGCACACCGUGACUCUGAUUCCAGGAGACGGCAUCGGACCAGAGCUCUGCAAACACGUGUGUGAACUGUUCCGGUUCUGCUGUGUGCCCGUGGACUUUGAGGUUGUCAAUGUGGACUCAACGAAGGACUCAGAAGAUGACAUCAAUAAUGCCAUCAUGGCUAUCAGACGCAAUGGAGUGGCUCUGAAAGGAAACAUUGAGACCAACCACAACCUGCCGCCAUCCUACAAGUCCAGAAACAACCUGCUGCGGUAA